AUGAAAGCCCUAGGAAGCGAAACAUUCCUCUUCUUCUUUCUCUUGCUGUUUUCCUUCUAUUCUUCCCAAGCUACGCCGCGGAUGGACAGGGAGGUGGGCCGUGACGGUCCUUCGUCGUCACCGUUCAAGGUCGGCGUUAUCGUGGAUCUCGGAUCCCCGGUGGGGAACAUAACGCGCCUCUGCAUGCAGAUAGCCGUCUCCGACUUCUACGCGGAGCACCCGAGCUAUGCCACGAGGCUGGACCUCCAUUUCAGAGAUUCGCGACGGGACACCGUUACAGCCGCCUCUGUGGGUACUGUCUCUCUCAAACUUGAUGAUUAAUCAUCCACUCGUUCAAUCUGUUAUAAUUUUUUAUCGAUUGUUCUUAAUUAUAGUUGUUCUCUAGUUAUGUUGGAGCCCAUAAAAACUCAGGAAUACUAUACUUAAUAUAUUUUCCGUUGGUGCUUUCGAUGAUAAGUCGGAAUGGUGACCUUGUUUCUAUGACCCCCCUAGCUGCUGGUCAGAUUCGUCAUGUAAAUUUCUGCGUGAAAGUGUUUCCGUACAAUUCAGGACCGGAUUUGCAGUAUUUUCCACAAUUAUGUAACCAUCUCCCCUUCAUUUAAUUUUCUGUAUGAGCUCGGAUCCAGCCGUCGAUCUGCUGAAGUUUGAAAGAGUGCAUGCGAUCAUCGGUCCACAGACUUCCGACGAGGCAGGGUUCAUCGUUGACCUAGGAAACAGGGUCAGGGUCCCAAUCGUUUCCUUCUCGGCGACGAGUCCAUCUCUAUCGCCUGUGAAGACCCCCUACUUCGUCCGUGCUGCCCUGAACGACUCAUUCCAGGCGCAGUCUGUGGCAAUCCUCGUGCAGUUCUACGGGUGGAAACAGGUGGUUCUGAUACACGAGCAGUCAGAGUACGGCACCGGGGUGGUGCCUUAUCUUGUUGAUGCCAUUAAAGCCGUCGGAGCUCGCAUCCCUUACAGGUGCGUACUCCCGCCGUCGGCCUCUGGUGACCUCAUCUUGACGGAACUGUACAAGCUGAUGAACAUGGAGAGCAGGGUAUUCCUUGUUCACAUGUCCCCGGCUCUGUGUUCUCGGUUUUUCGCGAAGGUCAACCAGGCGGGAAUGAUGAGCAAGGGGUUCGCGUGGAUCUUGUCCGAAGGGUCGACCAGCCUUUUGGGCAUCAUGGAUCCAUCUGUUCGUCCCCACUCCACUGGCACUCUCAUCGGUGUAAAACCCUACAUCAACAGCACGGACAAGCUCGAGAAGUUCAAAAGGAGAUUGCUUGGGGAGUUCCAGAAGCAGAAUCCCAAGUCUAGGAUCUCGGAGCCGAGUGUCUUGGGGCUGUGGGCGUACGAUACUGUCUGGUUAAUGGCCAUGGCCGCUGAGAAUGUCGGCGCAGCCGACCCAGGCUACGUCAAGUUGGACACGGGAGAACCUUCAUACGAUCUGCAAGCGCUUGGGGUAUCGAAGACAGGUCCAAUGCUUCUCCGUACAAUCCGUGGCAUGGAGUUGACCGGACUGAGCGGGAAAUUCAACCUUAGCAAUGGCCAGCUGUAUGCGCCAGCCCUCGAGAUAGUUAACCUGCACCGACAGCAAGAGAGCACCUUAGGGUUCUGGACGCCGGAGAAUGGCAUCAACCGAACGAUGAGCACCUCGAAGAAACGGCCCUCGGACACCAAGGCAGACCUGUCUCCCGCCAUCUGGCCUGGGAAUACUAGGGUGAUUCCCAAGGGAUGGGUGAACCCAAUGACCGGGAAGAAGCUGAGGGUGCUGGUCCCAGAUCCAGAGAACCCGGGAUUCUACCCACUUCUGAGCGUCCAUGUCAACCCCGACACCGACAAGACCGUUAUUAGCGGGUACGUCUUUGAGAUGUUCGAGGCCGCCGUGAUGGAGUUGCCCUAUGCUCUACCAAUCGAGUACACCACAGUAAAACUCAGCGGCAACGUCGCAGAAUACAAUGAUCUCGUCCAGAUGAUAUUCGAUCAGGUCAGUUUCCGUCUCUUCUCCCUGAAAAUUCAUCAGGAACUGACGGUGAUCUUCAACAUAAUGUGGCCAACAGAAGUAUGACGCCCUAGUGGGGGACGUGACGAUCACCUUUAAUCGAUCAAGAAAAGUAGACUUCACACAGCCUUAUCUUCAGUCUGGAGUAUCCAUGGUGGUGCCGCUCCGGGAUCACAGGGAAAACAAUGCUUGGAUCUUCUUGAAGCCUCUUACGCCGGAGCUUUGGCGCGUCAUCGGGGCCUUCUUCUUUUUCACUGGCGCCAUCGUGUGGAUCCUCGAACACCGAGUCAACGGGGACUUCAGGGGGACGCCGGGGCACCAGUUUGGGACCGUGCUCUACUUCAUCUUCUCCACACUGGUCUUCUCACACAGUUCAGUAACUCUUCUUCGAUUCCAUCUUUUUUCGCAUCGAAGUCGUGGAUCCCAUGUCUUUCAUUGGUAAUGAUUGAUCACGUCAAAAAAAUUGGCAACUUUAGUUUCCAGCGCUGAGGCAUGAGCUGGAUUUGUGGCCCUGGACAGUCAAUUCGAUGGCCACCACUCGGUCCCUGUUUGACUGGUAUUUCGUAGCUUAUCAGUUCGCCAAUUGGCUUCGGAUAAAGUAUAAUAUGGGUGGGCACAAGUGCGAGUGGAGUGGAAUCUUCCAUCUAAUAAAGACAGAACUUCAUUAGCUCUCUCUCUCUCUCUCUCUCUCUCUCUCUCUCUCACACACACACACACACACACACACACACAUGCACACACACACACGCACACACACACACGCACACACGACACACACACAAUUUUCGUUCUCUUCGCUGGUCUUGUCCUGAAUACCAUGAAAACUUUUUUCUAACGAAAGAAUUUAUAUUUGGCUGCAGAAGAGAAGAUGUUGACCAACCUGUCAAGGGUCGUGGUCAUCAUCUGGCUGUUUGUUGUGUUCAUAUUACAAUCAAAUUAUGUCGCCAGCUUGACCUCGAUGCUCGCUGUUAAGCAUCUCGAACCGACUGUCACAGAGAUCGAGGAACUCAUCAAUAGAGGUGAGUAUGUUGGAUACCAGAACCACUCGUUUACCAAGGAAAUGCUGAAGGAUAUGGGAUUCGAAGAGGAGAAACUAAGACCCUAUGGGUCGCCCGAGGAAUACCAAGCGGGCCUUGCGAAGGGCAGCAAAAAUGGAGGUGUUGCCGCUGUGAUCGACGAGAUACCGUACCUCAAAGUCUUCCUCGAGGAUUACUGUGGUAAUUAUUCCAUGGCCGGCCGAAUACACAGGGUCGGCGGAUUCGGCUUCGUGAGUCUCUCGCUGGUUUUACUUCUCCAUCUGGAUUGUCUAAUGCCCUGUUGAACGAAUUCAACUGACCACCGUGCAGGUAUUUCCCAAAGGAUCUCCUCUUGUUUCCGAUCUCUCGAAGGGGAUCUUGAACAUAAUGUGGACCGGGAAGAUCAGGGAGAUUGAGGGAAGGUGGUUCCGAGACCAGGGCAGCUGCUCUAGGCCUAACAGCAGGCUCACCUCCGACAGCCUCAACCUAUCGAGUUUUUGGGGCCUUUUCCUCAUUACUGGCCUUGCCACAGCAGCAUCGCUUCUCUGCUUCAUGUUUUCCUUCAUGUAUCAGCACCGGCAGCGGAACUCCAGCUCAGUUCGCACCUUCUGGCGCAGAUUGGUGUCAGUGGCAAGACAUUACGACAAGAAAGGCAUCUCUUCUCACAAUUUCAGUAGUCAGGCCAAUGAUGGGAUGUCCAGUAAUGAAGACAUGGGAUAA
Molecule: messenger RNA, 3714 nt
Organism: Spirodela intermedia
Lineage: Eukaryota; Viridiplantae; Streptophyta; Magnoliopsida; Alismatales; Araceae
Source: the annotation of a GenBank genome assembly